GUUACUGUGACGGUGGUGUUAUGGAAGUUAUCACAAAUAUUUUGAAAAAAUAAAAAAAUGGAAGAAUUUUCAUGUGACAUUUGUGGAGGACCACCCUUUUCUAAAAAGUCCAAUCUGAUGGCUCAUUUGAAGAGAUUUCAUUCAGAUAGGUUGGAGGAAUUGAGUCCACCAAAAAAGCCUUACAGGGUAGGAGCUAUAUGCAACAUAUGCGAAAGAUCUUAUACAAAAUACUCUAGUUUGAAAGCCCAUGUAGAAACAUUUCAUCCAGAUAAAAUUGACGAUUUGCCAAAAAAAUUACGUUAUCCUUACAAGUGUUCUCAAUGUCCAAAGCAAUUUUCGAAAUUGAAAAGUUUUGAAGCUCACAAAAGAGUGCACGAGAGGCAGAGGACCAUUCCGCGUUAUAAACAAAAACAACUGAAGUGCCCUUUAUGCGAAUACGAAGACAAAUCCAAAACAGGAUUGCAUCGACAUUUCGGAGAGUCCCACGAAAUAUCAAUCAAGCCCGAGAGUAUAAAAUUCAAUGGCACGGCUGAUUUCUUCCUCUGGAAAAAAGAAGAAGAAGAAAAAACAAGGUCGUUAUUCAUAAAGAAUCGCGGCUCGCAGAUCCAUUCGAACCGUAAAAAGUACGUGUACGCGUGCCACAGGUCUGGAAAAUAUGUUCCCAAAGGAAAAGGUCAGAGGCGGUUGAAGUCCCAAGGCUCGAACAAAAUAAACGCCUUCUGCCCGGCCAGUAUCGUCCUCACUCAAGAGGCGGAUGAUACAGUGCGCGUGGAAUAUAUCUCGACGCAUGUCGGGCACGGGAGCGAUUUGGCUCAUUUGUUACUAGACGAGGAAGCGAAGCAAGAGCUUGCCAAGAAAAUUGCUGCGAAGGUUCCGUUGUCUAAUAUUCUAGAAGAGAUUCAAGACUCUGUUACUAACACAAACUUCAAAAGAAUACAUCUCUUGACUAGGAAAGACUUGUACAAUAUCGAAAACGCGUACAAUCUGAACUCCACUUCCAUCAGGCAAAAGUCUGAUGAGUCCGUAAACGAGCACGACUGGAUAGAAGAGCUGCAGAAGAGUAAUUGCGUACUUUUCCACAAACCUCAGGGUUAUGUAUCGGAAGAGUAUCAGUUUUUGAAAGGAGACGACUUUGUUUUGAUUCUAAUGACGGAGGGCCAGAAGGAUAUCCUUGGAAAAUUCGGGAAUGACUGCGUCUGCGUAGACAGAACACACGAAUCGAACAGUUACGGAUUCGAACUGGUAACUUUGAUGGUAGUUGACGAAAUGAGGGAGGGAUUCCCCUGUUCUUUCAUGAUUUCCAGCAGAAUAGACGAAGAGGUUAUGUCUUUGUUUUACGCUUGUAUUGAAACGAACAUGGAAGCGAAAGUUUCACCGAAAUUCUUCAUGUCAGAUAUACAGGAACUGUUUUAUGAUGCAUGGGUGAGAAUCAUGGCUCCCCCAGAAUACAGGCUUUACUGCUCUUGGCAUGUGGCCCGAGCAUGGCGAGAAAAUCUGGCAAAGAUCACCUCUGAAGAAACGCAAGCGAUAGUAUACCAGCAUCUCCGUUCUUUACUCGAAGAAGUAGAUAUAAAGGUAUUUCCUGUUAUGUUGGAGACAUUUUUGAACAGCACGUUCGAGGAUGACGAGACGCUGGAAUUUGGGAACUAUUUUUUAGCGAACUACGUCGAUAAAGUCGCAGCUUGGGCUAAUUGUUAUCGAAUCAACAGCGACUUUGAUGCAAAUAUGAACGUGGAACGCAUGCAUCACACUCUGAAGCAUAUAUAUUUCAAGAGCAGUACCAAAAAUAAUAAACUUGAGAAAAGCGUUACUGACAUGCUGAAGUUCGUGAGGAAGAAACUUCUCGAACAAAUGACGACAAUCAAUAUAAGUAAACUGUCUAGCAAGUUGAAGGAUUUGCGUUUGAGACACGAUAAAAGCCAGAGGCUGGACCUGAACUCGGUGAUGAAAGUAAAGGAUGGUUGGCAAGUUUCGUCAUCCUUAAAUCAAAAGACGUACUUUGUCGAGCAGAGAAAACUCGAAUGUACUUGUAAAAUCGUCUGCCCGGAAUGUGACGACGCAUGUUUACACCAAUAUUCGUGUACGUGCAUCGAUUCGAGCAUGGCGUAUAAUAUGUGCAAGCACAUACACUUGGUAUGCAGAUAUGAAAAGGGAUUGUUGAGCAAAAAAGACAACGAUGGGCGCGAAAUCGUAGAAGAAAUACAGUUGUUGAGUGGGAAAGAGGAAGUGACAGAAUUGGGAGAUGAAAUGGAAUCAGGUAAAGGUGAAAACAUCAUUGAAGAAGUUGCCCUCAAAAAUGAAAUCCAAGAUUUGGUCAGUUUUGUAGAUGUCGAGGAGAGUCAGAGUAAUGAUAAUGAUGAAGGUUUUGAUCUGGAGGAAGAAAAAUUACAUUUAUCCAAUUGGAUAUGCGCCGAAAUUGAUAAAAUAACUUCUGUGUCACAAUUGAACGAAGUGAGACGCCUCCUUGCACCGGUUGAACAUUUACUAGAUCGGUCGUCAUAGUCGACUCCCAAGAUACCAACUUUACUGGAAAAGCGUGGAUCAAGAAGAUAGUGUUGCAGCUCUGCUGGGAGGAUCGUUCCUGCUGUGGAAUUCCAUGUGAUGCACACCCAAUUCAACCAGUGGUGCUAGAAAAUGUGAUGACAUCUACCUCAAAUCACAAAAUUCUAAGAGAAUAAACAAUUCUAAACUUGGGACACGUUUUGAAUUUCGCACCAGUGCGCUCCAAGAAACUGCCGAAACCGACGUGUCAAAACUGUCAAUGAGGUCGUCAGCCCAAAGUAGACAUUUGUCUCCAGACGCUGGCUGGUGUCGGGUCUAGAGGCAGCAUCUAUUAAGUCAACUCAGCACUUCUCGUACGUCAUUGGCACCGUUCGAAUGACACUUGGGGAUAUAUAUUGUAACGUAUCGAAUAUAUUAUAGCUUUGUUACAGUUU
Messenger RNA from Leptinotarsa decemlineata (Colorado potato beetle), 2936 nucleotides. RefSeq lists its product as uncharacterized. The record is from RefSeq and is a predicted model, not a curated record. NCBI's taxonomy places the organism in Eukaryota, Metazoa, Arthropoda, Insecta, Coleoptera, Chrysomelidae.